AUGUUGGCAACCAGACAGGUCCUGGGCAAUGCCACCCGCUCGCGGGUCAUGGCCUCCAUGGGCCUCCGUCGCUCCAUGGCCACUGUUACAGACUCUCCUUUGGACAAGAAGGUCAAGCAGAACAACUGGGAAGAAGGCACCUUUGUCAACUACAAGAAGAUGUCUGAGAACCUGGCCAUCGUUCGCAGCCGUCUCAACCGCCCUCUCACAUACGCCGAAAAGAUUCUCUACUCGCAUCUGGACGACCCGCACGGCCAAGACAUUGAGCGUGGUGUCUCCUACUUGAAGCUGCGACCCGAUCGUGUUGCUUGCCAGGAUGCCACUGCUCAAAUGGCCAUUCUGCAGUUCAUGUCUGCCGGCAUGCCCUCUGUUGCUAACCCUACCACUGUUCACUGCGACCACUUGAUUGAGGCUCAGGUUGGUGGUGAAAAGGAUCUGACUCGUGCCAUCGACAUCAACAAGGAGGUCUAUGACUUCUUGUCUACUGCUUGCGCCAAGUACAACAUUGGUUUCUGGAGACCCGGCUCUGGUAUUAUUCACCAGAUUCUCCUCGAGAACUACUGUUUCCCUGGUGGUCUGCUUAUCGGAACUGAUUCUCACACCGUGAACGGUGGAGGUCUCGGCAUGGCAGCCAUUGGUGUUGGCGGCGCGGACGCCGUCGAUGUUAUGGCUUCAAUUCCGUGGGAACUCAAGGCUCCGAAAUACAUUGGUGUUCGCCUCACUGGUCAACUCUCUGGUUGGACUGCUCCCAAGGACAUUAUCAACAAAUUGGCUGGUAUUCUCACUGUGAAGGGAGGUACUGGAAGCAUCGUUGAGUACUUUGGUCCCGGAACGAACACGCUGAGUGCUACAGGCAUGGGUACUAUUUGCAACAUGGGAGCUGAAAUCGGUGCCACGACGUCUGUAUUCCCCUUCAACGACAGAAUGUACGACUACCUCGCUGCCACCAAGAGAAAGGAUGUUGGUGAUUUCGCAAGAAUUUACGCCAAGGAGCUCAAGGAGGACGAGGGCGCCGAGUACGACCAACUCAUCGAGAUUAACCUUUCCGAGCUCGAGCCUCACAUCAACGGACCCUUUACUCCCGAUCUGGCCACUCCCAUCUCCAAGUUCAGCGAGGCUGUCAAGGCCAACGGCUGGCCUGAGGAGCUCAAGGUCGGUCUGAUUGGAUCUUGCACUAACUCUUCCUACGAAGAUAUGUCCCGUGCUGCCUCUAUCGCUCGCGACGCUUUGGACCAUGGACUGAAGUCCAAGGCAGCUUUCACUGUCACCCCUGGUUCCGAGCAGAUCAGAGCCACCAUUGCUCGUGACGGACAGCUGCAGACCUUUGAGGAGUUUGGCGGCAUGGUCCUCGCCAACGCUUGCGGUCCUUGCAUUGGUCAGUGGGAUCGCCAAGAUGUCAAGAAGGGCACUGCCAACUCCAUCAUCUCUUCGUACAACCGCAACUUCACUGGUAGAAACGACGGUAACCCUGCCACCCACUCCUUCGUCGCCUCUCCCGACAUGGUCGUUGCUUUGUCCAUUGCUGGCUCCCUGUCCUUCAACCCCUUGACCGACAAGCUCAAGGACAAGGAUGGCAACGAGUUCAUGCUCGCCGAGCCGACCGGUGCCGGUCUCCCCGAUCGUGGCUACGACCCUGGCAACGACACCUACCAAGCUCCCCCCGCCGACCGCUCCACUGUUCAGGUCCAGGUUUCUCCUACCUCUGACCGUCUUCAAAAGCUUUCUCCUUUCCAGCCUUGGGAUGGAAAGGAUGCUCUUGACAUGCCCAUUCUCAUCAAGGCUCAGGGCAAGACCACCACUGACCACAUCUCGAUGGCCGGCCCUUGGUUGAAGUACCGUGGACACUUGGACAACAUCUCAAACAACAUGCUGAUUGGUGCCAUCAACGAGGCCAACGGCGAGGCCAACAAGGUCAAGAACGUGACGACUGGGGAGUGGGAUGCCGUUCCCGCCACCGCUCGCGACUACAAGGCCAAGGGCAUCAAGUGGGUUGUCGUCGGUGACUGGAACUACGGAGAGGGUUCUUCCCGAGAGCAUGCUGCUCUCGAGCCCCGCCACCUCGGCGGUCUUGCCAUCAUUACCAAGUCCUUUGCCCGUAUCCACGAGACCAACCUGAAGAAGCAGGGUAUGCUUCCUCUGACGUUUGCCGACCCCGCCGACUACGACAAGAUCAAGCCCGAUGAUAAGGUUGACAUUCUUUGCACUGAGCUGGCAGUUGGCAAGCCUAUCACCAUGAGAGUGCACCCCAAGAACGGUGAGACCUUUGACAUCAAGCUCAACCAGACCUUCAACGAGGCCCAGAUCGAGUGGUUCAAGAACGGCAGUGCCCUCAACACGAUGGCCAAGAUGUCGAAGAACUAA
Molecule: messenger RNA, 2361 nt
Organism: Pestalotiopsis fici W106-1
Lineage: Eukaryota; Fungi; Ascomycota; Sordariomycetes; Amphisphaeriales; Sporocadaceae
Product: Aconitate hydratase
Exons: 5
Coding region: 1-2361 (786 amino acids)
Biological process (GO): tricarboxylic acid cycle
Cellular component (GO): cytosol; mitochondrion
Molecular function (GO): aconitate hydratase activity; 4 iron, 4 sulfur cluster binding
Source: RefSeq, a predicted model, not a curated record